AUGAGCUCUGUUGACGAGCGACCAGAGUGUUCGCGAUCCGCGCGACGAGGUGGCCAAGUUGCGAGCAAGACGCAAGGCGCGGACACUUCAGAGGCAGAAGCUUCAACGCCGUUACUGCAGCGCCCAGCAGUAGCCUCACAACGACCAACCCAAACAACCACAAGACCGAGCCGCUCUCCUUUCCCACUGCUUGCGCCACUGGUGCUCAUCGCGCUGCUCAUCGGCGCUGCACUCCACACCCACCUCAUACCCCGGACAACACGCGACGAACGCGCAACUUCGCUGCUUCCCAACGCCACGCUGACCAACGGCACACAUGCGUUCCGGCGCACUGUGAUCCUCAUCUCGCUCGACGGCGCCAAGCCUUCGGACCUCGAUGCGGGGCUCGCACCGUCGCUGCAGGCGCUCGGGACGGCGUCGCCUCGCUCGCGACGCGCACGGUAUAUGCAGCCGAUCUUCCCGACGCUGACGUUUCCAAACCACUGGACGCUGCUCACCGGGCUGUUUGCGUCCUCUCAUGGAGUGGUGGCGAACGACUUCCACGAUGCGCGCACGGGGCAGCAGUUCUACUACACGGAUCCGGCGCGCUCGUGGGAGGCGCGCUGGCCGAGGUGGUUCCAGAGGUAUGAGGGCGGGUGGGAUUUGGAGGCGCGGCUGGCGCAGGUAUUGGCCUGGAUCGAUGUCGAGAGGGUCGAGGACCGCCCCGGGUUGGUAUGUGCGUAUGUGCCGGACAUCGACCAGGCAGCGCACACGUUCGGCCCGGACAGCCCGCAGGCGCUCGCAGCGGUCCGCAAUGUCGACGCAUUCAUCGCCCGUCUGCACGCACACCUCGAGCAGCGCACCCUCACCGACAUUGUGGACCUCGUCAUCGUCAGCGACCACGGUAUGACGUCGACCAGCAACACCAAGCUCGUCUACCUCGACGACCUCCUCGGGCCUUCCCUCUAUGCGAAGCUCCAGCACCGCGACGGCUGGCCCUCGGCCGGGCUGCGCUUCCACGGCACACCCGCCGAGCAGCACACGCUGGCCCACCACGCGCUCCGCCGUCUCCAAGGACUCGAGCGCACGGGCUGGACCGUCUACACGCGCGCCACCCUGCCCGCGCGCUACCACCUCCGCUCGACGGCCGUGCACGACAGGCUGGCCCCGCUGUGGAUCGUCCCCGAUCUAGGGUGGAGCAUCACGACGCACAAGGAGAUGGCGGCGUUCAGCGACGGCGUGUACGCGCCCAGGGGCAACCAUGGCUACGACAAUGCCGAGCCCGAGAUGCAUGCCGUGUUCGUUGCGUCCGGUCCAUCGUUUGGGCCGUUAGCUGCGGCGGAGGGGAAGCGUGGAAACAGUGGCGGAGCAAGGUGGAACAUGGAUGGAUUUCGUAACGUCGAAGUGCACAACUUGGUGUCGCGGAUCCUGGGAGUGAGAGAAGGGAAGAGAGCGCCGACGAACGGGACAUGGUCGUUUUGGGAUGCGCAUCUUAGACCCGGGCUGUAA
Sporisorium graminicola is the source of this 1488-nucleotide messenger RNA. RefSeq lists its product as uncharacterized. The record is from RefSeq and is a predicted model, not a curated record. NCBI's taxonomy places the organism in Eukaryota, Fungi, Basidiomycota, Ustilaginomycetes, Ustilaginales, Ustilaginaceae. Gene Ontology annotation, biological process: nucleoside triphosphate metabolic process. Gene Ontology annotation, molecular function: nucleoside triphosphate diphosphatase activity; ribonucleoside triphosphate phosphatase activity. The transcript is spliced from 2 exons. Bases 1 to 1488 code for a protein of 495 amino acids.